This is a messenger RNA of Aspergillus aculeatus ATCC 16872, 2433 nucleotides long. RefSeq names its product putative transcription factor RfeD (gene rfeD). The record is from RefSeq and is a predicted model, not a curated record. The coding region runs from base 483 to 1988 and encodes 501 amino acids. The transcript has 5 exons. Lineage: Eukaryota; Fungi; Ascomycota; Eurotiomycetes; Eurotiales; Aspergillaceae.
GCUGCUACUACUGCUUCCUCCAUCAUUUCCUUCUUCUUGCUGCUGCUGCUGCUCUAUGAGAGAUUGAUUGCAUUAGUUUCUACCCCCAUACUCCGUUGCUCCAGAUAUCAGUGUUACUUACUGGUUUUGGAAAUAGAGGCUAGAUCAAGUGGUAGUCUAGCAGGGCGUCCGCUUGGCCAUUACUCAUACUGUUGCAAUACUCUUCUUCUUUCUUUCGCCGCCCUCCGUCGUUCCCUUUCUUCCAUCAUCGCGUUUCGCCUCUCCAGUUGACUAGACUUGCUCGAGCUUCUUUUGCGAACAAUCUGCUGGUGUUAUUGUCCUGGUCGCAGCAGCUUAUGUCGCCUUGCGGAGAGCUUCCAGAUUGAAUUGACAUUGCCCUGAAAAUCACAGCCUGUGUGCCUUGCCUUGUGUGUGCUGGUGCUUGAUCCUCCCUUCCGACCAACCCACCCCACGCCGCCGCCCGAAUCGGAUCCAUGCAGACCAUGCCGCCCCGAUCAUCUUUAACCAGUUCGUUCUCCGUCACUGACGCCAACAACGAAGUGGUUUGCCCUCUGAAAAACAAUGAUGGUUCCAAUUGUCGCAAGAGAUGCCUGGGGGAAAAGCGCUAUCGCUCCAUGCAGGAGCACAUUCGCCGUGCUCACCCCAACCAUUACAUUCCGAAGCUCCCGGCUACCGAGGAGAGCUUUAUCUUGAUGGUCACAACCCCACCAGACCAGCGUGCUCACCUGUCCCCCCCGAAACCCGCUACUUCUCGACGACGCAAUGAUUUGGCUGAUCGCGAUAUUUAUGUUGCCGAUGCUGGCUCCCCCGCAACCCCGCGGGGUAUCGAUGAAGCCCAGCCGGCCGCCGCUACCGCAGCCGUCGCCUUGGCUCAAUUGCACCACAACCGCUUAGCAUCUGACUGGGACACAGACAUGGAAACCCAAUCGGACAAUGACCGGGACCGGAUCCGCUCCGUCGAACUGCCGUCACUGCGCGAGCAUUUCAAACAAGAGUCAUUGCCUCCAUUCCCCGCGGCUCGCCCUCGAGAGCUUUUGCCUUCCAUUCUGACCCACUCGCCGCCCGGGCGCUCCUCAACGUUGCCUCCAAUCCAACGCAGAGACAAGCUGCCUCGGUCUCGCAAGUCGUCGAUCUCGGGGGCACGCAAGCCGAAACACGAGCGCACUAAGUCGAAGGAAUAUGGACGGCGUCCGAGUCUAGGAGAUCGCAAGGCGCUUUCUGCCGAGCCACAAACUGCAGCCUGGGCGCAGGGCAAGCGUUGGGAGGACCUCAUCGAGGCGGCUACUUCUGCCACAGAAGCAGAUGACGAACACCAGUCUGAUGUCGGCCGGUCGCCUACGAUGCCUCCGUUCAUCUCCAACAUCACCUCGGCUCCUGCGGGCAGCAACCGCUCUUCGCUACCCCCCGCAUUCCAAACCCCCACCGGACUACCCCCACCUGCACCCUACCGGCCUUUCCCCCACCCCUUCGCGUCGCCCAUGCACAAGUCCAUGACCCCGCCGCCGUUUGAUCGUAACCGCGACAGUGACUUGGAGCCAUUCCCGUCCAUCGAGUCGUCGAUUGACUCGGCUUCGUCGACGUCGGGCAAGAAUCAUUCCUUCUCCAGUCACCUUGCGCCUUCGAUCAAUUCGGAUUCCAGCCCAGUGUUGAAUAUGUUCCCGUCGGCGUCGCAACGGCAGCACCAUCGGUUCUCCAAUCCCACCCCGGCCUCUUACCGUAGCAAAGAGAUUCAGAUCUACUGUGCCAGCUGUAAGCGGCCUUGGGCACUGAGUGAAUGCUAUGCCUGCACGGAAUGUAUUUGCGGAGUCUGCCGGGAGUGUGUCGGGAUGUUCAUCAGCAGCCCCCCUGCGUCCUUCCGAAAUGUGACGUCCAGCCCGGGGAGCGCCAUGUCGCACGGGCCGACCAGCUAUCCUAACCACCCGCGCGGCUGUCCUCGAUGUCGCACGGUCGGAGGCAAAUGGAAAGCCUUCCAACUUGAUUUCAGGUGACCUCUUCAUGAUUCGAAUCGGCGCCGCAGCUUGCGCUCUUUUGACAACUUUAUGUUUUACGGAUGUUACGAAUAAUGGCUUUUGAGGGUUCGUUGAAACUCAUAUCACGGUACAAUGACAUGACCAUCAAGGCACAAGAAUGACCCUGCAUGCGGUCAACGACUACAUGAAUUGCCUUUGAACUGCUGAAAAUAUACUUACCCAGCCAAGGAAGGGCCUGGCCAAUGAUCCACCUCACGGCUGCUCCCAAGAAACCUUUAACGAAAAGCUGGACUUUUUUGUUCUGUAUGUUGGUGCAAUCACGCUGGGCGCUUUAUAUACACCACGGUGGAAUUUUGUGAUGUUCUCAUGCCAUGCUAACACGAUUGGACUUAUGCUACUGGCGUUUGUUACCUGGAUACAAUUUUUUGAUGAUAUAUUUGGACAAUGAUAUAAAAUUUUGUUG